This is a messenger RNA of Exophiala dermatitidis NIH/UT8656, 2185 nucleotides long. RefSeq lists its product as uncharacterized. The transcript has 2 exons. The record is from RefSeq and is a predicted model, not a curated record. Lineage: Eukaryota; Fungi; Ascomycota; Eurotiomycetes; Chaetothyriales; Herpotrichiellaceae. Bases 203 to 1483 code for a protein of 426 amino acids.
GCCUCUGAGGGUGUCGAAGCUGGAAAGGGCCGCCCCUAACUAACGUCGCCGCUGUCUUUGUUCCACACCUCCACCAACGGUCCGAACCCAGUACACCUUCCCCCGCAAGUGACAGAUCUGGUUGAAUAUACGCACCGACCAUCAUCGAAUAAGCGUGGGCCCGUGCCAUAGGCGUAUACCCUCCCUUCAUCGGUCUCUGACCAUGAUGCCUCCCACCAUGGCGUUGAACAGUCGCACUUUCAACCCAGCCCAACCGGCGAAUACUUUCCGCUCUCAGUGGAAACAUCCAGGCGAUGUCUUCACGAUCUUGCUGAUUAUCGGAGGUGACGUCGUUGCUCGCGCCCUUGCUCAGCUCACGGGCUCUCCUUUCACGCCGGUGGCAUUCUCAUUCGGUUGGGUGGCUUAUGGGGCCUCCGCUGUUGUAUCGGCCAUCGGCGAGAACAAACUCAUGCCGCUGCCGGACUGCAGCUGUAUCGUCAUCAACGGCAAAUCGGGCUAUGUGCGCGAGAACAUCAGUUGGAUCAUCGGACGCAUUGUGAGGGACUUUGAGGGCUGGAGGGGCCGAAGUGACCCACAGGGUAGAAUCCGCGAAUGCUUGAACACCAUCCUCAACGACCGUUGGGAGCAGGACCGCGCCAAAGCGGAGAAGACAGAACCUGGGUCUGGGGAGAAGGUGGGAAGGCCCAUCCAAGCCGGUUUGUGUGUCUCCAUAUACAAGGCUGGGCCAGCAGUCAAGGGGUGUCCAGGCUACGAUCUCGUGUACUGGAUGGGCUUUGUCACCACCAUUAUUCAACUUGGUAUCGCCGCCAUUCCCUGCGCUGUCUUUGGUGACUGGGGGAUAUUUCUGAUCACCAUUGCCGGUAUCCUACUCUCAUUCAUCACCGGGGGCCUGCCACAAUGGCGGGAAGAGAAAUGGGCGUGUCGAGAGCACUCUGAUAAGAACGUCAUCUUGACCAGAGGCAACGGAAGUCAACACGCCAUUGUCGUCCUCGGUGACGGCAAGGGGUUGGACUUGGAAGACCUAGCCGCAGGCCAGACGAACGUUGACGUCUCUGCUUCUUGGGUCAACCGGUUCUCCAUGAUCCUGCUCGCCACUCUCUGGAUCUUGCUGCUGAUCACAGCUGCCGGCAUUGAGCAGAACACAUGGUUCUUACUUGCCAUCGGCGGUCUCGGACUCCUGCAGAAUGUCUUCGUUGCCGGAUACAGACGGUAUCCUGAAGCGUAUGGAGUCCCAUUGAUAUUGGAAGACGCGGUCGGCUCACACAAGGUUAUGGAUGCCUUGUAUGCCGUAGAGGAACGAUAUCCUCAGGUUGGCGCAAGCAUGCUAGAGACUUUCUUUCCAGGCAAGCUUCGUCCAGAUGAAGAAAAGAAAUGGGAGCAAUUCGCUGCAGAUGCAAAGACGAAGCGUUCUCCCGCUUCGGCCGCAAAAACUAGCGAUGGCCAAAAUAGUGCCAACAUUCCAAAGAAUGGUUUUGUCUCUUGAGACGUGUUGGAUAAGGUAAGACACAUUAGCAUGAUGUGGUGGUCAAAGUUACAAACUUUGUGGCUUGCGUUAAACGGUUUUGGAUAACGGAAAGUAUCACCACUCAUGGUGUAUCACGACUUAUUAAUUGAGCGAAACAGCUGAGGGUAGAAGAAUAUGGGGAGUGCUGGCCGCUUCAGUGAGUUCAGGAGAACAGCGUGUUUGGCUUUCUUGUUUCAUUUGGUCGGUGUUGAAGUCUGGUGCUCUCGAUCUGAACGUUUAAGGUUUGGAAAGCGUCAUUUGGUUGCAGUUAGGGAGGCCUUUGGCAGUCUGGAGGGAUGGGCACAAUUUAUGAAAAGAGACAAAUGCGCUGCUGUCCUAUCGAGUGAUUACAUGUCGUUGAAUACUUCAGAAAGUGGUUCGGGAUUGAGCGUUGAUCUUUGCGGUGGCAUCAAGCCUUUGUUGUUUCCCGUUGGAUGAUUUUAUUUUCAAAAUAUUAGAGCCAACCCGCAGAAUCUAUCAGCAUACCGGCCUGCAUGUGUAUAGGCAAAGGUGAUGCAGCUGACUUCUCUUUGUGUCCGGAAGUGGUAUAGAAGCAGAUCUCUGUCGAAGGAGGAAUGUAAUCAGAAUAUCUGGUGCGGCUCCAUCUCACAUCCGAAAGUGGUAUCUAAGCAGAUCCUUUUGAACGAUGUCGUCCUUCUUGGCCAAAAACUCGUCCACAUC